GUUCCAAUAAUCUGGAUUCAAAUCGCACUUUAGCCAAGCGAUUUUAGGUCUGACCUAGUAAAAUCGCAUGGCCGAGGUGCGAUUUUAGGUCUGACCUACUGAAAUCGCAUAGCCAAGGAGCGAUUUUAAGUCUGACCUAGUAAAAUCGCAUGGCCGAGUUGCGUUUUGUGUCUGCCAGACAAAAUCGCACCAUGAGGAUGCGAUUUUAACAUGCAAACCGCACCUUAAAGGUGCGGUUUUGGUCAAUCAAUUUCCGACAUACCAUGCAGACGUUACAGACGUGGGUCUGCAUGGGCCUGCAUGGCAGACGAAAAUCGCAUCUCUAAGGUGCGGUUUUCAUCAGUGAUUUUGCCUAUAAAAGGCCUCCCGGACAACCAUUUCUCUUCACACCUCUCCUUAUCCCUUCCCUUUUCAAUUUUCUGUUGUAGCUCUAUAUUUCUUUAGUAGUUUUGCGAUUAACGUUAACUCGUAAGUUGAUUUAGUAUUACAUAUUUCUUUAGUAGUUUUGCGAUUAAUGUUAACUCGUAAGUUGAUUUAGUAUUACAUAUUUCUUUAGUAGUUUUGCGAUUAACGUUAACUCGUAAGUUGAUUUAGUAUUACAUAUUUAUUUAGUAGUUUUGCGAUUAACGUUAACUCGUAAGUUGAUUUAGUAUUACUUUUUAUUGUUAAUUUUUAUUUUUAUGAUAUUAACUUAGCUACAGUUUUAUCGCAGAUGGCAUUCCAAAAGUUCACGCUUGGCUUACGGUGGAAUGGUUACACGGAAGAGAACGGAAAGGGUGCCACCUUUGUAGGUGGCAAUUUUCAGAAGAUAAAGGUCACUACCAGACCGCUGCUUGAAGACCUCCAUCAAAUGUGCACUAACGUUACUUGCAUGGAUGGCACGAGAAAAGUUGAUCGUAUGGUGUACCGAUAUCCAAACAGAGAAAGUGGGUCGUUGUGGCAUGAGGAAUAUCUCAUAACCACUCAGGAUGAGGUAGACGCCAUGCUCGAAUUCAUGAGGUUCAACAAUUUUUCCAAAGCCGAGAUGUUCGUUUACACCGAGCCGGUCGUAGGCGUUGGAGGUCAUUCUGGACACGGUCAAACAUCUGGUAUCCAUGGUGGAGGUGAUACAUAUGGCGAUCAUCCCUACCAAAGUUACCAUGAUCCUCAUUCAUAUUUUCAGUACCAAGAGCAAGGUGAAGGUCAUCAUCAAUCAUAUGAAGAAGAAGUUCAACCGGACCGGCCCAACCAACCUCAGUACAACUUCCUCUCAGGCAGCGGUAGUUUUCACAACUACCAUUAUGGAGCUGAUGAAGGUGCCUUUCAUGAGCUGGAUCAGAUGGAGGAUGUCAUGCCAGCACCAGUCAGUGACCCCUCCGAUGAAGAAGGAGAGAACAACGUCAGUGCAGACAGCUCCGACCCUCUUGAAGGUGCCGAUGAUUCCGGACCAGAGUCAGACUCAGCUAAUGAUGAUGAGGGGGCUCGUGACCGUGUACCAGUCCCCUACUACAAUCACAUUCCAGACGACAAUUGGAUGGUCGACAGCGACAUGGAGCCGCCAGAGGUCCCAAUAUGGGGUCCACUCACUGGGUUUAUGAAGGGCCAACAAUUUGGCUCGAAGAAGGAUGUGUGUCACGCCAUUGAGACAGAAGCAAUGACUCGGCAUUUUGAAUGGCUCACAACUCAUUCCAACACUAAAAGGCUCUUAGUCAGAUGCCGUAAUCAUCACGAGGGGUGCAAUGGUAGGAUUCGGACCAUCAACAGCAAGAGACACGGUUGCUGGGUCAUAUCCCGUGCGGUGAACACACACACAUGUGUGUCAUCCAUAACUUCCCAAGGCCAUCGACAGUUGAAAUCCAGGGUGGUUGUUGCGGCUAUCAAGCAUCUAAUUGAGCAAGAGCCAGACCUAAAGGUGAAAGUCAUGAUCGCUGACAUUGCAAGUCGUUAUGGUUAUAUGAUUAACUAUAAGAAGGCGUGGCAUGGAAAGCAGAAAGCUCUGGCCGCCGUCUUUGGUGAUUGGGAAGAAUCAUAUGCAUUCCUUCCCAGGUUAAUUUUGGCAUUGGAGGCGUCUAACCCUGGCACGGUUUUCUCCCCUCGAUACCAAGAUAAAGAGAUACAACCCCCAGAGCCAGGUAACAAGCGCCAUUUCAGACGACUUUUCUGGGCAUUCAAGCCAUGUAUUGAUGGUUUUGGCUUCUGUGUCCCUGUCAUCCAAGUGGAUGGAACAUUCCUUACCGGCAAGUACAAGGGCACUCUCCUGAUUGCCAGUGGGGCGGAUGCAAACAGACAAGUCUUUCCUUUAGCCUUCGCCAUCGUUGAGGGAGAGAAUGCUGAUAGCUAUGGAUGGUUUUUCCGGCAAAUUCAGCUCCAUUGUACUAGGAGGACGAACCUGACAAUAAUCUCUGAUCGGCAGCACCCUCCGGAGUCAAGUAACGGACCGAUGUUUGCUGAUAUCGAUCCAAGUAUGGGUCAUGAUACCCCAUUCGACCCACUGCUGAUGGAGUGACAAUAUCUUGCAUUUGUUGGUUCGCCCACAAGGUGAUGAAUUUCUCCAGCUUCAAAGGCCAAUCUCGAGUACCUUGCCGCCCAUCUGGACCAUGGAAGGCCCUUUGACUUUCGGGGACCUCCAACGGAAUGCAUUGCUCCCGACCAAACUGACGGAGGCAUCGAUCCGGCAAGUGCCACUCCACGGUCCCAAAACAAAUGAGAGGGACCCUCGUGCACCAUUGGCCGAUAUGCUCGGGGAAUUGCUGGAGAUGCCACUAAACGAUGUUCUCCGGGUAUAGAUCGAAGAUGAUCUACACGCGCAAAAUGAGUAAAUUAAGAUAGUAAGAAUUG
Linum trigynum is the source of this 2817-nucleotide messenger RNA. Lineage: Eukaryota; Viridiplantae; Streptophyta; Magnoliopsida; Malpighiales; Linaceae. The record is from the annotation of a GenBank genome assembly.